Messenger RNA from Ictalurus punctatus (channel catfish), 1767 nucleotides. RefSeq names its product tRNA methyltransferase O (gene trmo). The transcript is spliced from 6 exons. The record is from RefSeq and is a predicted model, not a curated record. NCBI's taxonomy places the organism in Eukaryota, Metazoa, Chordata, Actinopteri, Siluriformes, Ictaluridae. Bases 206 to 1594 code for a protein of 462 amino acids.
ACAACAAACCAAUCCUAACGUACGAGGCGGAAUACUUACUAUCCAAUCCUAGAGCAGGAGGGCGGAGCUUGAUCAGAAUGCGGAAGUGUACAAACAACACGUUUGCUGACGGAAAUCUACCGAAUCCAAACACAGAUUCAUUUUAGGUUUACAGAAUUAAAACGUUGCUGUAUCCGUAAGUUAUUUGAAUUAAAUUAGGUAUAAAAUGUCAGCAGGGACGUGCAGCUGUUCAGAACACGUGCGAUGGCUAAAACAGCAAGUUUCAGUCAUGAGAAAAGAGAUCAAGAACCUCAGGCAGCAUGUGGAGAGUUCGGUUCGAGCCCACAGGAAACACGUGGCAUCUCUGCACUCCACACUGAAGGAUGUUCUGGAUAAAAAGCAGACGAAGAGUCCGUCAUCGUCCUCCUCCUACUCCUCCUCCUCCUCCUCCUCAUCGUCGUCAUCCUCCUCCUCUCAGAAUGCAGCGGGGACGGAGCUGUCAUUAGCGAGAGGUCAUAUCCGCACCGUCCCCAUCGGCUUCAUCACAUCCUGUUUCGCUGAGAAGAACGGCACGCCGAGACAGCCGACCGUCUGCAGCUCGUCUCGCGCUCGUCUCAAAAUCCAGUCCUCUGUGUUUAACAACCCUGAACACGCUCUCACCGGCCUGCACCUCUACUCCCACGUCUGGCUCAUCUUUCUCUUCCAUAAGAACGGACACAUGAGCUAUAAAGCUAAAGUGAAGCCUCCUCGUCUGAAUGGAGAGAAGGUGGGAGUUUAUUCCACACGCAGCCCUCACCGACCCAACGCCAUCGGCCUCACGCUUGCUAAACUGGACUCUAUCACAGGUGAUGUUCUGCACCUGUCAGGUGUGGAUCUGAUCUCCGGCACUCCUGUGCUCGAUAUUAAACCGUAUAUUCCUGAGUACGACUCUCCCGUCACACGCGCCACGCUGACCGCAGAGCCGCAGUACCAACAGGAAGUGCACUCGGAUGCACCUGACGUCCUGGAGGAAAUGGAACCCGCAGAACCGGAGGGAUUGGAGAACUCGUGCGUCUCGUCCUCUCGCCUGGAAGCUGAAGAGAAGCUCGGUGAAGCUGCAGCGUUUUCAGCGGGACGUGAUGUUAGUGGUGUGCUGGAGAAGGUGAGAGAGUUCCUCCUGCAGGGGGCGCCUUGUUCACAAAGCAGGGCUGAAGAUAAACACGUGGAGGAGGAAGAGGAAGAGGAGGAGGAGGAGGCGGCAUGCGUCGCUUCCUGGAUCAGAAAACCUCCAGUACACACUCUGAGUGUGAGAUUCACUCCGACUGCAGAGAGACAACUCGCCGACUUCCUGCCUCCUACCUUCUCAGACACGGGAAGGCCGAAGUUCCAGUUUUUAAACGGUCCAGAGGAAGCAGCUGCCGCCAUCCGGGGAGUUUUAUCAGCUGAUCCGAGAUCAGUGUACCGGAGAAACCACUGCAGUGAUCGCCUGUUCUUCUUCAGUCUGGACACGGCUCACAUCACCUGCUGGUUCGGGGACGGAUUCGCCGAAGUGUUGCGCGUUCAGCCUGCGAUGAACCCAGACGGAGAAGCUCAGGGUCCGAGCGAUCCUUCCUCUGUCUCCUCCUCUCAGAUAUAAAUUCAAAUAUACACAAUGUAAUCAUCAGUAUAACAUCCUGUAACUGUGUGUGUGUGUGUGUGUGUGUGUUUCAGCUCAUUGCUCAAAUCAUAUUAAACAUCAUUCUGUUUUCUUUGAUCAUUAAGGAGGCCAAAGUUUGUGUUAAAUAAAAUUAAAUAUUCUGUUUUUAUUCA